UUUUUUCCCUCUUAUUUAUUUUUCAAUGGAUAUGCUUAUUUCUUUUAUCUUUCCAACCAGCCCUCUCUAAAAUAUUCUGCCCUCGAGACUGUCUCGAAAUAUUGAAUUUUUUGUCUUUUACUUCUUCGCUAAAGUCUAAGCCUUGCUUUCUCUUUUUUUUAUUUUUCCAUGCCGUUUUUAGUAGUUUUUACAAUUUCCGACAGCCAUCACCCUUCGGCGUUUGUCAUGGCGAACAAAAGAAAAAAGGCAACGUGUUCUUUUUUUUUGCAAGUUAAUUUAAAUAAAUUUUUUAAAACUUUAAUUUUAAAUUGUUUUGUCCAAUUCUUUUUUGAUUUAAAAAUUAAAUUUUAACUUUUUAAAAUAUAUUUUGUAAUUUACCGUAUAACCUGUAUUAAUUGACCCCUCCCCCUUUAAAUAGUUACCCCAUUUCUAUUAAUUACCCCUUCCAGUUGAAACAAAAAUUGCCCCUCGUUAAUUGCCCUCCCCCGAUUAAUUACUUCCUCCAACGGAAGGUCGAAACCCAGGGUAGUUAUUAAAAGUUUGCCUCUCUU
Meloidogyne enterolobii is the source of this 551-nucleotide messenger RNA. The record is from the annotation of a GenBank genome assembly. Lineage: Eukaryota; Metazoa; Nematoda; Chromadorea; Rhabditida; Meloidogynidae.